This is a messenger RNA of Mobula hypostoma (lesser devil ray), 10612 nucleotides long. Its product is annotated as protein IWS1 homolog. The record is from RefSeq and is a predicted model, not a curated record. Bases 149 to 1612 code for a protein of 487 amino acids. The transcript has 13 exons. NCBI's taxonomy places the organism in Eukaryota, Metazoa, Chordata, Chondrichthyes, Myliobatiformes, Myliobatidae. Gene Ontology annotation, biological process: T cell costimulation; cellular response to lipopolysaccharide; immune response. Gene Ontology annotation, cellular component: external side of plasma membrane.
CAGUCUACAAAGACUUUACUGUUAUAUUGGUUCAGUUCAUAGUCCACAAACUAAGGUGCAGAAAUGAUGAAAGUGAAACUAAUAAUCUUUUGAAACUGAAGAUCUGCAAGAACCAGCAGCACAAGAAAAAAAAUCUUCUGUUUUAAUAAUGGGAAUCUUAAGUCUGUCCGCCCUUGUGAUGUCUUCCAUUUUAUAUUCAGGUGCUUUGGAAUUGGAGAUAUUUUCCUCUCCACUGGAAGUUUCAGUAAAUGAAGAUGUUCUUCUAAAAUGCAUAUACAGUAAACCAGAACAUGAUCUCAGCCAUGUAGCUGUUCAAUGGUCUUAUAAAUCUCAAACAUCUCAGAAGGAACUGUAUAUAUUUAAUGGAGGGAUUCAUCAACCUAACAGAAGCGGUGCACAGAUUUUUGAAGAUGCAUUACAGAAUGGAAAUGCUUCACUUUACCUCCCGAAAGUACAACUUAAUGAAGAAGGAAAUUAUACCUGCACUGUUUAUCUCACCCCAAAUAAAGGUGAAAAGACUUCAAAGAUGCUUGUUUCAGUCAAACCAAAAGUCAAUGUAUUUAUGCAAAAAGAGCAGAACUUUGCAAUAUGUGAAGUAAAGGAAUUUUAUCCAAAGGAAAUUACAGUCAGAUGGUUAAAAGUACUAGAUGAAAAAGUGGAAGAUAUUUCAAAAGAUCAGUCUAUUGAUGAUAUUGUUAUGGACCAAAGUGGGACAUUUAGUCUUACCACUAAAGUAAGAGUAGAACCGAUGGUGAGUAGUUCUGCCAUAUACAUCUGUACAGUGAAGCACAAAGAGUUCCAUGGAAAUUUUACACUGACUAAAGCAGAACAAGAACGAAGUAAGCUGACUGGUGGAAUUAUCUUUGGCAUUAUCAUGCUACUUUGUGUUCUGGGUUUUGGAAUUUGUAUCUGGAAGAAAAAAUCUAAAGCAUCUGUAGAUACCAGUAAGUGUGAAUCAAUGGAAAGAGGAGAUGAAACCUACCAACCGCUUUUGACCAGUCAGGAUCUCAAACUUCCAUUAGAUACCAGUCAGUGUGAAUCAAUAGAAAGAGGAGAUCAAAUCUGCCAACCGCUCUUGACCAGUCAGGAUCUCAAACUUCCAACAGAGGAAACCCAGGCAAAUCCUGAUGAACAUGAAAGGGAAGAAGAGAAGCUGACUAAUCAGAAUUCAGCAGAAAAUGAAGAGGUCCUCCCAACAAAGUCUGAUGAACCCCAGAGGGAAAAAGACAAGCCGACUACUCAGAAUUCCGGAGAUAGUGAAGAGGAUGCCCAGCCAAAGCCUGAUGAAGAUAAAGGAGAGCAGCAGGAGCCGCCUAAUCAGGAUUCAGAAGAAAAUAAAGUGGAUGCCCAGCCAAAGCCUGAUGAAGAUAAAGGAGAGCAGCAGCAGCCGCCUAAUCAGGAUUCAGAAGAAAAUAGAGUGGAUGCCCAGCCAAAGCCUGAUGAAGAUAAAAGAGAACAGGAGGAGCCGCCUAAUCAGGAUUCAGAAGAAAAUAAAGAGGAUGCCCAGCCAAAGCCUGAUGAAGAUAAAGGAGAGCAGCAGGAGCCGCCUAAUCAGGAUUCAGAAGAAAAUAAAGAGGUCACCCAGGCAAAGCCUGAUGAACCUGAAAUGUAAGAAGAGCAGCCGAGUAAUCAGAGUUCAGGAGAAAAUGAAGAUAAUAUGUUUGUUGGGACACACAGAGAACUGUUGAAAACUUCAUGAAGUUUUGCUUGCAUUGCAGUUUCUGUAGAUUACAGAUGAUUAUCUUGUAGUUAAUUCUGUGAAUAGUGUCACCAUUAUUCAGUAACCAGCACAGCCAGAAGAUUGUUUAAAUAUUGAACUCUCCCACCAGCACUGAGUUUACAUGUUAUUUGGGAACAUUCAUGCCUCUAUUCCAAUAGCAGUGUUGAACAAUCUAUAUUCCACCAGAUUAUCUGAAGAUGAUUCCUUGAAGAUGGUCUAGCCGACUAAUUGAAAGCAGUCAUGACUCUAUUCCAAUAGUAACAUUGAACCAUCAGUACUACUGCUGGUAUGUUCAACUUUGCUACUGGACUGGAGGCAUCAGUCUGUUCUGUCCAUCUCUGGGAACUGUGGAUGGAACAAGACAAAUUGGUGUUACCACCACUAUCAGACCAGAGUUAUUCCCCAAUUCUUCAAAUACAAAACUGUGUAGAAUUUUGUUUUGUAACCUGCACAUUCAAGGCAUAAAACAACAAAUCCUGAAGCCUUCCUUAUCAUUUUGGGGGAUUUUAACCUGGCCUCCUUGAAGACAUCUCUAAAUAAUUAUUACCAAUAAAUCACUUGCCUCCCCACGUUCACAAUUUGGAAAGUCUGAUCAGCUGGCUGUACUUCUACUCUCUGAGUGUAUGCAGAAAUUGAAGACUGCAGCACCAGUAGUGCGAACCAAGAAGGUAUAGACAAGGGAGGUGCAGGAGCGCUUACAGGACUGCUUUGAAUUGGUAGUGUUACGUACCCCGUAACUGGGUUGUCAAACCAGCAGAAAUUGACCACUUAGUUGGAGUCUGGAUUACUGGAACUAAGAAAGUUUUAUUAAAGAAAUAAGCAACACAGUACUCUAAUCAAAAGGAUAUAAAUGCAACAGUUUAGCAAUGAUAAAACACACAUGUACACUGAACUAGGAUAACAGGAUCAAUCAAGCUCUAUCGCAGUCUAGGGGUAAAUGAUCAGUUUCAAGUGACGCAAAGUUCAGUUCAAUUGAGUUCAGUUCAGUUCGCAGUAAUCGCUGUUGUGCCGUUGGGGCGGGGAGAAGAGAGAGAGCGAAAGCGAAUGAAUAUUCAAAACGGAUUCCACACAGACCUUCGAUAUUCCUCGCAGUUAGCUUUCGGGUGCUGACCGUACCUUUCUACCCUGUGCGUCUAUGGCUGGUCCUGCGACCAGACCUCAAAAACCGCACCAACUUGUGGGGGCACACCGCUUCCAGGGUCUCGUUACCUCGUGGAGUCGUGUAUCUGUUGCCUUAGCGAACCUGUCCCUUUUUAUCCCCCUGCUGGGGUAUCGCCUGUCCAUCAAACUUCAAACAGUUCAGGGUUCAAAGCCACCGGUCUCUGACAAUACUCGGAACCGUGUCUCCUUUCGGUAAUCUCUCUCGUCUCUCUCUUAUUAGCACCUUGCAUGUUCCCCCUUUGUCCACUUAUUGGCAUCAAUCUUCUGAUAACUGGUUCUUUUGUCACAGUAGACUGGACUGUAAUCAGGGAUACAUCUUUAAGUCUGAAUGAGCAUGCCUAAACUGUCACUGACUUCUUUAAAAUCUGUGUGGAUGAAUGUGUGCCUAUGAGCUGUACAUACCCAUAUCAAGAGUAAUGAGUGAAUGAGGAAGUUUUAAUCUGCUGAGAUCUGUGCCAUUCAAAAAUGGCAUCCCAAGUCUGUACAAGAAUACCAGAAAUUACUUACAGAGGCUAUCUUAACAGCAAAGGAACAAUUCCAAAUGAGGUUGAAGGUGGAAAUGGAUGCACAUCAGCUCUGGCAGGCUUUUGUAGGCCAUUACUGCCUACAAAGAGAAACCUAACAUCAUGAAUGGCUGUGAUGUUUCUUUCCCAGAUCAGCUCAAUGCCUUUUCUGCUCGCUUUGAAAGGGAGAAUAAAUCUACAGCUACAAGGAUCCCUGCAGCACCCAGUGACCCAGUGAUAUCUGUCUCAGAGGCCGACGGCAGGCUGUCUUUCAAGACGGUGAAACCUUGCAAGGUGACAGGCCCCAAAGGAGCAUCUGAUAGGGCUCUGAAAACCUGUGCUAGCCAACUGGCAGAGGUGUUAAAAGACAUUUUCAAUCUUUCAUUGCUAUAGUCUGAAGUUCCCACCUGCUUCAAAAGGGAAACAAGUAUACCAACGCCCAAGAAGAGCAGGAUGAGCUACCUCAACAAUUAUUAUCCAGUGGCACUCACAGCUAUGGAAAUGAAGUGCUUCGAGUGGUUGGUUAUGGCUGGAAUCAAUUGCUGUCUCAGAGGGACCUGGACCCACUGCAAUUUGCCUAUUGCUGCAAUAGAUCUAUGGUAGAUGCAACCUUAUUGGUUCUUUAUGUGGCCUUGGAUCAGCUGGAGAAUACAAAUACUUGUGUCAAGAUGCUGUUUAUUAACUACAGCUCUGUGUUUAACACAAUUGUUACUAUAGUUCUGAUGAAAAAGCUCCAGAACUUGAGCCUCUGUUCCUCCCUCUGCAACUGGAUUCAUGACUUCCUAACACAGUGACCACAGUCUGUGCAGGUCAGAAACAACAUCUCCACUUUGCUGACAAUCAACACCGGCGCAUCUCGGUGAUGCAUGUUUAGCCCACUACUCUCUCUCUAUGCCAUUGACUGUGUGGCUUGGCACAGCACAAAUGUCUUUUAUAAAUUUGAUGAUGAUACAAGUAUUGUUGGCAGAAUUUCAGAUGGUAACCCAAGGGUGUACAGGAGUGAGAUACAUCAGCUAGUUGAGGGCUGUUGUAGGAACAACCUUGCACUCAGUGUCAGUAAGCUGGAUGUGGACUUCAGAAAAGGUAAAACUAGGGAACACACACCAGUCCUCAUAGAGGGAUCAGAAGUGAAAAGAGUGAGAAGAUUCAAGUUCCUGGGUGUCAAUAUCUCUGAAGAUCGAUCUCUGACCCAACAUAUCAAUGCAGAUACAAAGAAGGCACGACUGCAACUAUAUUUAAUUAGGGGUUUGAGGAGAUUUGGUAUGUCACUAACCACGCUCGCAAAUUUCUACACAUGUACCAUGGAGAGCAUCCUAACUCACUGCAUCACUGUCUGGUUUGGGUGGUGGGCUACUGCACAGGAUCGAAAUGAACUGUAGAGAAUUGUAAACUAGGUUAGCUCCAUCAUGGGCACUAGCCUCCAUAGUAUCCAUGACAUCUUCAAGGAGCAGUACCACAAAAAAGUCAGCAUCCACCAUUAAGGGCCCGUAUCACCCAGUUCAUGGCUUAUUCUCAUUGCCACCAUCAGGAAGGAGUACAGAAUUGAGAAGGCAAACACUCAAAUAUUCAGGAUCAGCUUCUUCCCCUCUGCCAUCUGAUGGACAUUGAAACUAUCAAAACUACCUCACUGCUUUUUUUAUUUCAAGUUUUGCACUACUUAUUUAACUACUUCAUAUAUACGUAAAUACUGUACUUACUGUAAUUAAUGGCUUCUUCUAUUAUUAUGUAUUGCAUUGCAAAUACAACAUAUUUCAUGACUAAUGCUGGUGAUAUUAAACCUGAUUCUAAUCCUGAAGCUCAGCUGUUGCCACAUGACUUUUCCAUUUGUGAGUCUGUGGCUACGAAUCAUUAUUGUUCCAAUUCACAUUGCGGAGCUGGCAGAGACACAUUUUCGACUGUGUGAGCAGCAUAGGAAUGCUAAUUCUGAAGUCUAACAAACAUUUGACUCGAAUCAGAUACUAGAUCAGUAGAAAGUUUUAUGUUUGAUGUGCUGUGUCUAAAUGAAAGAAAGGUCUGGGUAAUUAGUUCAACAGUGAGAUGCAGAUCUUCAGGCAAGUUAAUGAUUGACUUUUGUGUUGUCAAAUUGGUGGCGGAGUCUGCAAGAAUUCAUGACUCGUAAUCAAGCUUCACUGAAAGUGCUGGUACAUCUUGUCUCAAGCUGUGUUGUCAUUUUACACCUGAGAGAUGUGAAAUCCCUUACAUCCCCUUUUCUGAAUACAGUGCCAAAUUCAGAUGUCACCCCAACAAAGCCUAAAGAACAUGAAAGGGAAGAAAAGAAGUUUCAUGAAAUUUGCUUGCAUUGCAGUUUCUGUAGAUUCCACAUGAUUAUCUUCUAGUUAAUUCCUGUAACCUCUCAUCACAGCGCUAAGCGGUAUUGCAUCCGUAUUGUACUGUCUCAGUACUUUUUUAUUUGUGUUCUGUAGCACUUUCUUUAUUCGCUGUUAUUUUGUAAAUAACACUAUUCUUUGCAUUUCUGGUCAGAUGCUAAAUACAUUUCGUUGGCUUUGUAUCUGUACUCGGUACAAUGACAAUAAAGUUGAAUCUAAUCUAAUCUAAAUGCUGUCAAUGCUAUUCAGUAACUUGCACACCCAGUGGGUUGUUUGAGCAUUCAACUUUCCUACCAGCACUUGAGUUUACAUGUUAUUUGAGAGCAUUGUACAUCAUGGAUGUAAACAUGUAAAGUCUGUGUCACCAUCUUUCUUAAUCCCUGGAAAAUUUCUGCAGCUAUUGGCUGCUUAACCCUUGGAAAAUUCUUGGGAGAUACUGUACACCUUUCACCUAGUGGAAUGCAGAUUGUUCAACUUUGCUACUGGGAUUGAGGCAUGAGUCUCUUCUGUACAGCUCUGUGCAUCGUAGAUGGGAACAAGCCAAAUUAAUGUCAUCACCAUUAUCAGACUUGAACUAUUCCCCAAUUCCUUAAAAUCAAUAAUUUGUGGAAUUUUGAUUUGGAACCCGCUUAUUCAAGGUCUGUUCCUGCCACGUGAUUUCAUCUUCAGAGGAUCUGUGGCUAUCAACUACAGCAUUAUUGUUUCAAUUUUAUAUUCUCUAAGUUGACGGAGACACAUUUUGGCCAGAAGCCCAGGAAUGUUCAUUUUGAAGUCUACCAAACAUUUGGCUUGCAUCAGAAGCUGGAUCAGUGGAAAGUUUUAUGUCCAAUGUGCUGUGAAGGACAUCCAACUGAGGUAAAGAGUGGGUAAUUUGUGCCACAGUGAGAUGCAGGUCUUCCGGCAAAUUAAUGUUUCCCUACUGUUUUGUCAAAAUGGCCAAGGAUUCUGCAGGAAUUCAAGACUCAUCAUCCAGCAGCUCAGAAUGGUUUGCCACAUUUCAUCUGAGGUGUGUUGACAUAUUACAUCUGAGAGAACUUCCUUUGUUUGAAUACAACACCCAAUUCAGAUGUCACCCCAGCAAAGCAUGGUGAACAUGAAAAGGAAGAAGAGAAGUUAGUUAAUCAAAAUACAGGAGAGAGUGAAGGUAAUAGAUCUGGUGGAACACACAGAGAAUUGCUUAAAGCUUCAUGAGAUUUGCUUCCCAAUAGUUAAUUCCUGUGAUAUCUACAUAACUCAGUUACCACCACACCCAGGGGAUUUUGGAUUAUUCACCUUCCCUACCAGGACUUGAUAAUGCAUAUCAUUUGAAACCAUUGUACAUUAUGUGAAGUCAGCAUCGCCACCAUAAUCCAUUAAAGGUUAUACCAUAUUAAUUUCUUUGAUUGCAGAGACAUUUGCUUUCAAGUAUGAAUAAAAUCUGGGAAAAAUGCAAGAUAAAGGAUAGAAGCUUGUUUGGAUAUAUUUAAAUAUAACAAAAUCUAAAAUGGCAGAGAAGAAUGAGGCUCACACUUUCUUCUUAUCCCAACUGCUUCUAGUUUCACCUACCCAUCAUUUCACCAUUUCUGGUUAUUUUUAAUCACCUUUCAUCCUUUUUGUCUGCCUUUUUCCUCUCCUCACCCUCACCUGUCUUUGUCCCCCCUUUUCCCCCUCAGCUGCUUCCACCCAUUAUCCGUCAGCCUCUCUCAUUCUCUUCUCCCAUCAGCCCCCACCUCACCUGGUCCCACCUAUCAGAUUCCACCCCUGUCACACCACCACCUCUUUAUAUUGGCUACCUUCCCUCUCUACUCUCUGUCGUGAUGAUGGGUCAUGACCCUAAAUGUCAAUCAGCCCUCUGCCUCCUCAGAUGGUGCUUGAUCAGCUGAGUGUCUUCUUUCUACAUCAGGGGCUCCCAACUUGGGGUCCAUGGACCUAUUGCUUAAUGGUAUUGGUCUAUGACAUAAAAACAUGUUGGGAGCCUCUCUUCUAUAUGUACCUUAGAAAGGCCUUUGAUACGGCCCCACAUGGUAAGCUGAUCCAGAGGUCAGAACACAUAGGAUCCAGUGAUGGAUAGUAAAUUGUAUACAAUACUGGCUUGGUGGUAGAAGGCAAAGAUGGUGGUGAAGGUUUGUUUUUCACAUUGGAUACCUGAAGUGGUGUUCUGUAGCCAGUGUUCAGUGCAAGUUCCAUUAACAUUUUGCAUAUAAUUUAAUAAUGGAUGAUCAUGAAUGUCAGUGGUACGAUUAGUAACUUUGCAGAUUAUGUCAAAAUUAGUGCUAUAGCAGGCAGUCCAGGAGAUUGCCUCAGAUUGCAACAGGAUGUAGAUCCACUGUGAAAGUGAGAAAGGAAUAGCUAAUUGAACUUAGGUAAGCAUGAAGUGAUGCAUUUGGGAAGUUAACACAGGCCAGGGCAUGCACAGGGCACUGGGGAAUAUAAAUGAACAGCAAGACUCUGGGGUACAAGCAUACGAUGCCUUGAAACUGGUAAAACAAGUAGAUCGUAGAGUUGUAAAGAAGGCAUUUGUCUUCAAGAGCUGAAGCAUUGUGUACAGGGGAUGGGAUGUCAUAUUAAAAUUUACAAAUUGGUGAAAUGUGCAGUUCUGUUCGCCACACUACAGGAAGCAUGUGAUUAAGCUGGACAGGGCGCAGAAAAGAGUCACAGGACUGUGCCUGGAUUUGGAGGGGUGAGGUUAUCAGGAGAAUCUGGAUAUCGAUGGGCUGCUUUCCCUGGAGAGAUGGAGGCUGAGAAGUGACCUCAUGGAAGUCUGUAAAAUUAUGAGGGGCAUAGAUAAGGUGGGUAGUGACCGUCCUUCUCCUGGGUAAGGAUGUUUAAAACUAGAGGACAUGGGUGUAUGAUGAGUGUUAAUUCCUGUGAUAUGACUGAGUGUGAGGAGGGUAGUGAGAUCCAAGAGACAGUGCUGGAGGAGCCUCAGCCCUUGAGCUUGUCCAACAGGUCUGAGGUGUUUGCUCUCUGUGCGGAUGACGGUGGGGGCAGUGGGAAGGAUGAGCAACCUAACUGUGGCACCGUAGUUCAGGGAGCAUUCAAGAGGGGGGAAAGAAGAAAAAAAGAGUGGUAAUUGGGGAUAGUGUAGUCAGGGGAACAGACAGAGUUUUCUGUCACAAGGAUAGAGCAUCCCGAAGGCUGUGUUGCCUACCUGGUGCCCGGAUUCGGGACAUUUUAUCUGACCUGCAGAGGAGUUUAUGGUGGGAGGGGAAAGAUCCAGUUGUCAUGGUCCAUGUGGGUAUCAAUGACACAGGUAGAAUGAGGAAAGAGCUUCUGCUGAGUGAACUUGAGCGGCUAGGGACUAAAUUUAAAAGGCAGAACCAAAAAGCUUGUAAUCUCUGGAUUAUUACAUGAGCCACAUGCAAAUUGGCAGAGGGUCAAGAAGGUUAGAGAGUUGAAAGCAUGGCUGAAGGAUUGGUGUGGGAGAAGUGGGUUUGAAUUCAUGGGAAAUUGGCACCAGUAUUGGGGAAGGAGGGAGCUGUACCAAUGGGACGGGCUCCACCUGAACCGUGAUGGGACCUAGAUCCUAGUGAAUUGCAUAACUGGGGCUGUGGAUAGGGUUUUAAACUGAAUAGUAGGGGAGUGGGUUCAACAGAUUGGUGAAGUAUGGAUAAAGUAAAAAAGAAAAGUGUCGACCCCAAUUGGAUUACUGUGCUCAAUUCUGGUCGCCUCACUACAGGAAGGACGUGGAAACCAUAGAAAGGGUGCAGAGGAGAUUUACAAGGAUGUUGCCUGGAUUGGGGAGCAUGCCUGAUGAGAAUAGGUUGAGUGAACUCUGACUUUUCUCGGAGCGACAGAGGAUGAGAGGUGACCUGAUAGAGGUGUACAAGAUAAUGAGAGGCAUAGAUAGAGUGGACAGCCAGCGCCUUUUCCCCAGGGCACCACUGCUCAAUACAAGAGGACAUGGCUUUAAGGUAAGGGGUGGGAAGUUCAAGGGGGAUAUUAGAAGAAUGUUUUUUACUCAGAGAGUGGUUGGUGCUUGGAAUGCACUGCCUGAGUCAGUGAUGGAGGCAGAUACACUAGUGAAAUUUAAGAGACUACUAGACAGGUAUAUGGAGGAAUUUAAGGUCGGGGGUGAUAUGGGGGGGCAGGGUUUACGGGUCGGCACAACAUUGUGGGCAGAAGGGCCUGUACUGUGCUGUACUGUUCUAUGUUCUAUGUUCAUUGAUCGUGUGGAUAGUCAGAGGCUUUUUCCCCAGGGCUGAAAUGGCUAGCACGAGAGCAUAAUUUGAAGGUGCUUGGAAGUAGGUACAGAGCAGAUGUCAGGGGUAAGUUUUUUACGCAGAGUGGUGAGUGCAUAGAAUGGGCUGCCGGCGGCAGUGGUGAAGGCGGAAAAAACAGGGUCUUUUAAGAGACUGCUGGAUGGAUACAUGGAGCUUAGAAAAAUAGAGGGCUAUGGGUAAGCCUAUGCAGUUAUAAGAUGAGGACAUGUUUGGCACAGCUUUGGGCCGCAGGGCCUGUAUUGUGCUGUAGGUUUUCUAUGUUUCUACAAAGAUAAAGAAAAAACAAAAGAUAAAAAAAAGUAAGAGUAUAGUGAAGAAAACUCAAGAGCAAAAGAGUAAAAGAUUACAGAUUUUAAAAGGACAAUGAGUACAAGUGCACUUUAUUUGAAUGCCAUAGCAUUCUAAACAAGGUGAAUGAACUUGUGGCUCAAAUCAGUGCAAAGAGGUAAGAUUCAGUGGCCAUUACGGAGACGUGGUUGCAGGGUGGAGAGGAUGUGGAAUUAAAUAUCCAAGGAUAUCAGGUAAUGCAGAAGGAUAGGCAGGAAGGUAAGGGAGGUGGGGUGGCGCUCUUAAUUAAAGAUGAGAUCAAGGGGAUAGUGAGAGACAAUAUAAGAUAUAAGGAGCAGAAUGAUGAAUCCAUCUGGUUAGAGGUUAGGAAUAAUAAAAGAAAAAAAAUCACUGGCGGGAAUUGCUGGUGAA